AUGUACACGUUCCCAAUAACUACCAGACUACUGCGGAUAUCCGCCACCACCGGCGCCGCCGGCGCUGCUGCUGGGUGCGAUGUGCAUCGAUGCGUGGCGUUAAUUGGUGGUGGAGGUAGUGUGUGGAGAGAGGGGAUCAUCUGGCGUGGUUGAGCCGAUCGAUUUGAAGCUGGUCAAAGGCUGGAGUAUGAAAUAAGUGAAGUUACUUGGGAAUGCUCUUGGCAAGAGCAAUAA
Molecule: messenger RNA, 234 nt
Organism: Rodentolepis nana
Lineage: Eukaryota; Metazoa; Platyhelminthes; Cestoda; Cyclophyllidea; Hymenolepididae
Source: the annotation of a GenBank genome assembly